Dendroctonus ponderosae (mountain pine beetle) is the source of this 3079-nucleotide messenger RNA. RefSeq lists its product as uncharacterized. The transcript is spliced from 6 exons. Gene Ontology annotation, molecular function: zinc ion binding. The coding region runs from base 680 to 2929 and encodes 749 amino acids. Lineage: Eukaryota; Metazoa; Arthropoda; Insecta; Coleoptera; Curculionidae. The record is from RefSeq and is a predicted model, not a curated record.
UCUGUGUUGACCAUGGAAUUUGGUUAGGAACCCCUGUCAGGAAAUGUUUGUUUAUUAUUGAACAUUUGGGCUAAAAAGGGCUUUUGUAAUUGAAUGUUUGUAUUUUAUAGCACCUACAAUGGUAUAGUCAAAAGUCGAAAAAACCACUGCAGCAGGAAAUCACUAGGCCAAAUCAAUAGGUAAAGUUAAGAACCGCCACUAAAUAACGGACUGGAAUGUAUCAUCACACUGCUAUUCUUAUCUUGGUAUAAAGUAAUUAUUUAUGCAAAUGGCAAUAAGCAGCUGUAUAUUUAGCGUUAAUUAACAGAUCUCCAGCAGCUUGUCGAAUAAUUUUACACGGAGUGGAUCCAAGAAUACGCGAAAUCCUUUAGUUAUUUCAAUCUUGUGUAGCCGCGAUUAAUGUUUCUCCAUGAAAAAUCAGCGGUGGGUCGCGGAUGUUUGUUCCCUUCUUUCCUUAAAACUUUGGAUACUUUCAUUGCUUUUGAUGUUUCCUGGAGGCUUGUCUAGAACGCUUAGAAUUGAGAUCAUUUUUCAAAACUCGGUAAUUUCCAACAUUUAUAAGUCUAGACAAAUUUCCGCGCGCGUAUUUAAGUAUAUAAGCGCUACAUUUAUUUGUUUUGCAAUUUCAUUUGUUAUCCUUGUUCAAUUUUAUGCCUGAAAAUGCACAAAUACUUUCACAAUGCGCUACUUCGUCCUUUCCAUCGCGUGGUACCCGGCUACGACAUCGCUCAACCUGAUGAGGACAAUGGAAAAUAUCCUGACUUCUGUAGCCAAAAAGGGCAUAGAGAAAAUGGUUUUCUACUUUGAAAUCGACGAGGAGCACCUACAGAAGGCGUCCGUAUCAUUCCAAGAAAUCCAGGAUUUGUUACCCAACUGGGAUACGAAAAUCACGCAACUUUACAAAUACGAGAACAAGGGCUUUUACGAAGUGGUUCUGCUGAUCAACGCCCAGUCCGAGGCGGAAGUUAAGGAAUGGUUGGAGCAAUACGAGGAGAGAAGCAAGUGCUCAUACACUGUAGCCUCCACCAGGAAAACCACCGGCAUGAAAGUGGGGUUUAAACAGUUCUUAAGGUGCCGCCACAACACCAACUACAAAAAAGGCAGCGGCGAUAGCAAGCGGCUGAGUAGAAACACCAAUUGUGAGUCUAGAAUGAUCGUCACGCUAAGAACAGCCACCAGAAAGAAAUACCGGGGCAAGCCCGUAAAUGCUCCUGAUAGGCAGUACCCGUGUGAAAUCAGGCUGCUCCCCUGCCACAACCACCCCAUCGGAUCUGAUGAGGUGUUAGGCUGCAGGCCAGUUUCAAAAGCUACCAAGCAGAAAUUGGCCAAUCUCUUCGAUUAUGGGCACACUCCAUCCACAGCAAUGGCAUGUUUGAAACUGGAACUGCAAUCUAGUCGCGAUGACUAUGAACACGCUUUAAAGGACAGGAGCAUCUGCCCGAAAUAUCAAGAUACCUUACAAUUGUUCAAUAGUCGCAGUAGAGGAAAAAGUGAAACCACCCGGGAGUUAAUGUUGGGAAAGAUUCGGGAGUUCAAUGAGCAAAGCCCGAACAGCGCAGCCAUUGAGUUUGUUGGGGAUGAAUAUGCAAUAUGUCUAUGCCCGCCCUUGAUGAAAAGGGCGCAUCAGAAAAGUACCGUUGCUUCAGACAUGGUCUUCGUGGACUCAACUGAGACAUCAACCCACCACGCAUCCAAGGUUCAUGUGUUGUCCACCACAUUUGAGUGUGGGGCGUUGCCUUUAGGCGUUUUAAUAACUUCUACAGAAGGGCUCGAUCUUAUCACACUUGCCUAUAGAAUGCUGAUGGAAUUAGUCGGAGAAUCAAUAUUUGGAGGAAAUCCCGAAGGUCCCCAACUUUUCAUGACCGAUGACUCAGCUGCUGUCCAAACUGCUUUGCAGAUUACAUGGCAGAAAUCUUCAGUUCUACUGUGCAACGCCCAUCUGUUGCAGUCGUGGUGGAGAUGGCUGAUCAAAGCAGACAAUGCCAUACGCCAGGACGAUCAGCCGUUGCUUUUUCACGAUUUUCGCGAUAUUCUGUAUGCUCGUACCAACUGCGAAUGCUCCACCAUGUAUGAGUUAGCCCUAAGCAGGGCAGCGCAAUACGGGAAUUACUGCGUGCGUUUACGGAACUAUUGGCAAAUAAAAGAGCAAUGGGCGCUAUGCUUUCGUCCUCAGCUGGCCAAUGGGAGCAAUCCAAAAAUCGAUAGUUCAGUGCGAAUAAUUAAGGACAGGAUCUUCGGACUGAUGAAGAAGUUCAACAGCAUUCAAAUGCUCGAUUUUGUCUAUAACAAUUUCACGCAGUAUUAUCAGAAGCGGCUACUGGACGCCUCUACAAACCGCCCAAUUCAAAACGUUCUGAGCCCGGAAACAACUUUGAUCCCAGGCGAUAUUCUUCACAAUAUAAAAACGUUGUCAGAGGACAUCUAUUGGGUUCCCAGUACGAAAAACUCUGAAGUGUUUCACGUAGUAAAUGGCGAAGCAUUGGAUUGUACAUGUAUUUACAAGAGGUCGCUGGAGAUGCUUUGCAAACAUAUCGAGUGGAUCUGCCUUUAUACCAAACCGGAGCGAUUCCAUGUGGAAAUAAGUAAUAUGGAACUGAGGGCAAAGUUUUACAUUGCUGAAGGAAAAUAUCCCAGGCAACAGCAGCUGUUUCCAGAGCGGAGCCAAUCAUCGGACAACUGUUCAACCGAAGUUAUCACCGUAUUGGUGGAGGAUGAGAUUAAGGACGAAGGCGAUAGUUGCAACGCGCGAACCAAUGAUGUGAUUAUUGAGGAAGGAACUGAGAUUGUGAAGAACAUCUGCACCCAGUUGACUAGAUAUUUGCGCGAAUCUCCCAAUCCAGCUCUCGUGGCUUUAAAGACACUGGAAUCCCAACUCCAGGGAGAGUUUCAACCGCUUUGCCAUAAACUUUCGAACGACAAAACGCUCUGAAGUUGCUGCUUGUAACCACAGGGUACAGUCUGCUGGGAGAAUUCAAUGAAGACUGGGCAGUCCGGACCCACUUUGCUGAUACAACGACCGAAAGGCGAAAUAUUGAAGGUAUGUAACUUAGCUACAGAAUAAAAUGGCAAUUGGACUUAA